This is a messenger RNA of Ectocarpus siliculosus, 422 nucleotides long. Lineage: Eukaryota; Phaeophyceae; Ectocarpales; Ectocarpaceae. The record is from the annotation of a GenBank genome assembly.
AUGAGUACCUCGAAAAACACAGCAGCACCGCGCAGCAGAGCAGGAGCAGCACGAGGAGGAGCGGCGGUGGCGGCAUCGCCCAUCGCUCCGUCACGAGGCCGCCAUCUAAAGCCAACCAAUAUUAUUACCCUAGCUCAGGUCUCGCACGAACGAAGGCUAAUCAAACCAUUGAGCACGUCCGCUCUCCUUCCAACUGCCCCUGCGUUUUGGUUCUCGCUGCCGGAGAAAAGAUGAAAAAACAAUCAAUCACAACAACACCACGUGCACAAGAUGCAUUUACUCCAGGUGGGAAGAUGGAGGCGAUGACCAAGCUUUCUUACCAUGUGGCACGCAUCCACACUGCGCUCCAUAGCUUCACGCCGCCGCCCACAAAUCAAGCAAGGCGAAUUCAGUUCACAGUUUUAGGACAAAAAGUGGCUCUU